AUGGAGCUUACGCAGACUGAAAAUGUGCUUCUGGAGGAUUUAAUACUAGCUUCAAAGCGGGAAACUUACUGGACCACUUUCUAUGGUGGUGGGGAUUAUCAAAUCUUCCCAAGUAAUUGGAACUCUGAUGCAGCAUUUAAUGAUCCUGACCAAGAUUUGGCAAGCUCAAGCUCCUCAGGCCUAGGACUAAUUUCACCCAUUGAGCUAGAAUCUGAUCAGUAUGCAUUUCCUCACUGUGAGCAGAUUUCGCGCCUCGAUGGGAUCGCUGUCCCGGCUGAAUUUGAUCCAUGUUUUGAUCACUGCAAGCAAUAUCGCAAUCUAACACCAAUGACAAUUGGAUCAGGGAAUGCAGGGAUGAUACAAGAUGUUCAAGUUGGCCUCUUUGGUCAAGGCGAAAAUGGUGUCUGCAAGGUGGAGGAAGAACAAACCGUGCCACCAAUCAUGGAUGAAUCCUUGUCUAAAAUGGACUUGUUUGGGGAGCAAAAGAGUGAAGUCAGGGAAGUUGAGAAGCAACCCUCCAAAAACCUAAUGGCAGAAAGACGGCGAAGGAAGCGGCUCAAUGAACGGCUCUCCAUGCUUCGAUCCAUUGUUCCUAAAGUUAGCAAGAUGGACAGAACAUCCAUUCUGAGUAGUACCAUAGAUUACAUGAAAGAUCUUUUGGAUAAAAUUCAGAAGUUACAUGAAGAGAGUGUGAAGGAGAAGAACACCAACCUGAUGAAUGCGAUGAGAAACUUGACGGAGCUAAAGCCAGAUGAAGUAUACGCCGGAAGCGCACCAAAGUUUGCUGUGGAAAGGAGGAAUCUUGAUACUCAGAUUGAACUGUGUUGCGCAUCAAAGCCAGGACUUCUAAUGUCGACACUGAGCACAUUGGAAGCAUUAGGACUUGACAUUCAACAAUGUGUUAUCAGCUGUUUCAGUGAUUUCUCAGUACAAGCCACCUGCUCAGAGGUGACAGAGCAUCGAAGAAUUUUGGCUCCUGAAGAUGUUAAGCAAGCAUUGUUCAGAAAUGCAGGUUAUGGAGGGAAAUGCCUGUAG
Messenger RNA from Oldenlandia corymbosa var. corymbosa, 1035 nucleotides. NCBI's taxonomy places the organism in Eukaryota, Viridiplantae, Streptophyta, Magnoliopsida, Gentianales, Rubiaceae. The record is from the annotation of a GenBank genome assembly.